UGUAUGUAUGAGUGCUGUUGUAAAGUGUAUUCAAUGAAGAACUCAUGCCUCAUGUGUUUACUUAAUGAUAUUAUGCUUUAGAUUAUAAAUAUUUUUUUGAUAAAAAAUAUUAACUAAAACUUUACAUUAUUUUGUUUUUAGUGUAAAUAUUUUUUUAAAGCUUAUUUUAAAGCCGUUUAAAAAAUAAAUUAAUAAUUUUUCUGAUAAUACUAAUUAUGAAAUUCUUGAGCGAUGAGUGACACCAAAGGAGAGAUUAUUGAAACAAAUGACAACUCAGAUGAAAGUGAAGAUAGAGUUCAAUUCAAGCGCCAAAUUACACUAAUUCCUGCCAUAGCUAUAGUGGUGGGUAUAAUCAUCGGCUCCGGUAUAUUUGUCAGUCCCAAAGGUGUCUAUGAAUACUCUAACUGUUCAAUUACCAUCUCUUUGGUCAUAUGGGGUCUCUGCGGCUUAUUUUCGAUGUUGGGCUCACUAUGUUAUGCCGAAAUUGGGACAACCAUUACACGAUCGGGUGGUGAUUACGCUUACAUCUAUGAGGGGUUCGGUUCUCUAUUAGCUUACCUGUAUCUAUGGGUUUCAAUUUUGAUGAUACGACCGACCACUCAGACAAUAAUGGCGCUUACAUUUGCCAAUUAUAUAUUGGGACCACUGUUUGACACGGGAUGUGAUCCGCCACAGAAUGCCAUCAAAGCAUUCGCUGCUUUAGCUCUCUGUUUUUUGACAUAUAUCAACUGUUCAAAUGUUAAAUGGGCUCUAAAAGUACAAAACAUUUUCACAAUUUCAAAACUAUUGGCACUCAUAAUCAUUAUAGUCACCGGAUUUUAUUUCUUAAUUCAAGGCGAUUACAAGAACAUAACGUCAACUUCAUUGGAUCCAAAAUCUCACAAAACAUGUCAUCAAAGUUAUUCUUCAGCAUUUUAUUCAGGAUUGUUUGCCUUUGGAGGAUGGAAUUUUUUGAAUUUUGUAACCGAAGAGCUUAAGAAUCCAUACAAAAACCUUCCUCGCGCUGCACUCAUCGGUAUUUUCAUCUCCACUUUGGUCUAUGUAUUGACAAACAUCUCCUACUUUGUGAUCCUUACGCCUACGGAAGUGCUAUACUCUCCCGCCAUAGCAAUGGUUUUUGCCAAAAAAGUUUUGGGAGUUAUCGCACCAUUGAUGCCAAUAGCGGUUGCAUUAUCUACAUUUGGUAGCGUUAAUGGCAUUAUAUUUACAUCAGCUAGACUGUUUUGUGUGGGCGCACAACAAAAACAUUUGCCCAGUAUUUUUGGGAUGAUUCACAUUAAUAGAUCAACUCCAACGCCAUCACUAAUAAUAUCAUGUAUUUUAUCGUUACUAAUGUUAGUAACGUCUGAUAUAUACCAACUCAUUAAUUACUUUAGUUUCACCAAUUGGUUUGUCACAGGAGUGGCAGUGGCUGCCGGUAUUAGACUACGUUUUACGCGACCCGAGUUGUAUCGACCCAUAAAACUUCCAUUAAUUUUGUCCAUUAUAUUCACGCUAUCAUGUGUUGGACUAACAGCUAUGGCUGUCAUAUCGGAACCAAUUAAUGCAGUCAUUGGUGGAUCAAUUGUAAUUGCUGGCAUUCCGUUUUAUUAUCUUCAAAAUACAUGCAAUAAUAAACUUAAUAAAUUUAACUCUAUUCGGAGUUCUCUUCAAAAGUUACUACAAGUGGUUGCUAUUGAAGAGGAACAACAAUUAUAACAAUAUAUCCAUUAUUUUUGUUAACAAUUUUUAAUUGUGUUUUGUUUAUAUAAAUAACAAUUUUUGUUUUAAAUAAAUUUUGAUAAGUUUUACCCGGUUUU
Oppia nitens is the source of this 1799-nucleotide messenger RNA. RefSeq names its product Y+L amino acid transporter 2-like. Gene Ontology annotation, molecular function: L-amino acid transmembrane transporter activity. Gene Ontology annotation, cellular component: membrane. The transcript has 11 exons. Lineage: Eukaryota; Metazoa; Arthropoda; Arachnida; Sarcoptiformes; Oppiidae. The coding region runs from base 232 to 1698 and encodes 488 amino acids. The record is from RefSeq and is a predicted model, not a curated record. Gene Ontology annotation, biological process: amino acid transmembrane transport.